Messenger RNA from Eimeria mitis, 630 nucleotides. Its product is annotated as SAG family member. The record is from RefSeq and is a predicted model, not a curated record. The transcript is spliced from 5 exons. NCBI's taxonomy places the organism in Eukaryota, Apicomplexa, Conoidasida, Eucoccidiorida, Eimeriidae. The coding region runs from base 1 to 630 and encodes 209 amino acids.
AUGGGACCCAUUUUCAAGGGAACAGCUGUUGUUUGCCUCGUGGCGCUCUCUGGGCUAAAGCCGGCGACAGGAGCUUUGUCAUUCCAAGCUGAGGAGGCAGACAAUGCGGCGGCAGCUGAACCGUCAGCCGAAGCGUGUGAAGAAUCCAUCGCAAAAGUCAAAAAGACCCAUUUUUUCGCACAGCUCACAGACGCUGAAGACCAGGAAUAUCGCCAAGCUGUGGAGAACGCCCUUAAAGCUGGACUUAAAGAGCUGCAGUCGUACCCUGAAAAUGAUGGGGAGUGGACGAAGUUCUGGGCGAAACCCGACGGCGCCAACCUCGCACACCUUCUUUCGUCUAACAGUACCAAAGUUGGCUGCGCCGUAGGAACAUGCACUCAAACAUCAGAUGAGCUUCGAACUCCAGAAACAAGUAUCACAUAUCUUUUUUGUCAGAUGGAUCCUGCAGCGGUGAAAGACAAGGCUCCCUUCGACAAGGAGUAUUACGAAGCGCUCAAGGAACGAAACACACCAUUGACAGAAAUGACUGACGAGGACCUCAAAGCUCCUGUCCAGGGCGGUGCAGCUGCUGCCGUACCCUCCCUUCUUGUAGCAGGCUUAACUGCUAUAGUGGCAUUUGCCUCUGCAUAG